This is a messenger RNA of Durio zibethinus, 2676 nucleotides long. RefSeq names its product auxin transporter-like protein 2. Lineage: Eukaryota; Viridiplantae; Streptophyta; Magnoliopsida; Malvales; Malvaceae. The record is from RefSeq and is a predicted model, not a curated record.
GGAUCAUUUAGUAACUGAGACAGACAACACCCAGAGACUAUGAAACAGUGUUAACGCAAGAAGCUAAAAGUUCUCUCUGCCACUCUUAUGUCUUAGCAGAAAACUCGGGCGCUAAUCUUUGUGUUCUUUAAACGAAAAACCAGAAAAGGGUUUCUUCUUGUUUUUGUUUGCAGUUUUUAUUCUCUCCUUGUUAUCUUGAAAACACUGUAAAAGCGAAGCAAGCAAAGCCCACCCUUUUCUAGUUUCCUAGUUAGUAGCUCAGCUUUCCUUUCUUGCAUUUCUCAGGUGCUGCUUCUCCCUGACAGAUCUCGUUUCUCAAAGAAAAAAAAAGGGUUUUUUAUGAUUUUAUCUCUUCUUCAAGAGAAGAACAGGAAAGCUUUUUAUUGUUUGUUGGGUUUUUUUAAGUGUGAAAAGAAAUGAUUUUUUAUGGUACAAAGGGUUUUUAGGUAGCUUUUUGAAUUACAAGUUUUUGUUUAGAGUUGUGAGGCUUCUGUCUUCUUCUAAAUUUAUAACCUCCUUUGAACCAGAAAAAUUAAAGCUGGUAACAGCCACCCAAAAACUAUGGUUUCCUGUUGUAAAACGAGAUAAAUACACAGUCUUUUUCUCUCUCUGUCUUUCUUUGAGAUCAUUUAUAGAAGCUGAGCUGAUUUCCGGGUCGUUUUACAUUUGUCAAGUAUCUGUCUUUUUCUUUCUCUACUUCUUUAUUAUAAGUCACUGCCAAUAGACCCUCCCUGGAAUAAGAGAAGUGAAGCAAUGUCAGGACAGAAACAGGCAGAGGAAGCAAUUGUACCCUGCUUUAAUGAGACUACUGAACGUGAAGAAAAAGAGGAAGAAAAAGGAGAUCUUUCCAUUUUCAGUGUUAAGAGUCUUCUUUGGCAUGGUGGUUCUGUUUAUGAUGCCUGGUUUAGCUGUGCUUCAAAUCAGGUGGCUCAAGUUCUGUUAACACUGCCAUAUUCUUUCUCUCAAAUGGGAAUGCUUUCAGGGAUUAUUCUGCAGAUUUUUUAUGGUGUUAUUGGAAGCUGGACUGCUUAUCUCAUCAGUGUUCUGUAUAUUGAGUACCGAAGCAGAAAAGAGAAAGAGAAUGUCAGCUUCAAGAACCAUGUCAUACAGUGGUUUGAAGUGUUAGAUGGUUUAUUGGGACCUUCGUGGAAAGCUGUUGGAUUGGCUUUUAACUGCACUUUCCUGCUCUUUGGAUCUGUCAUUCAGCUUAUAGCCUGUGCCAGCAACAUAUAUUACAUAAAUGAUAAGUUAGACAAAAGGACAUGGACUUAUAUCUUUGGAGCUUGCUGUGCUACCACAGUGUUCAUCCCCUCAUUUCACAAUUAUAGAAUCUGGUCUUUUCUGGGCCUUGGUAUGACCACUUACACUGCAUGGUAUUUGACCAUUGCAGCCCUUGUCCAUGGCCAGGUGGAAGGUGUAACUCACCAAGGUCCAACUAAGUUGGUUUUGUACUUCACUGGCGCCACCAAUAUCCUAUAUACUUUCGGCGGACAUGCUGUCACGGUUGAAAUUAUGCAUGCAAUGUGGAAGCCUCAAAAAUUCAAGUACAUAUAUCUAUCGGCCACCCUCUAUGUGUUCACCCUGACCAUCCCAUCGGCUGCUUCAGUCUACUGGGCUUUCGGUGAUCAACUCCUUAAUCAUUCCAAUGCCUUUUCACUUCUUCCACGCUCUGGGUGGCGUGAUGCAGCAGUUGUUCUAAUGUUAAUUCACCAGUUUAUUACAUUUGGGUUUGCGUGUACACCAUUAUACUUUGUGUGGGAGAAAGUGGUGGGGAUGCAUGACACAAAGAGCAUAUGUUUUAGGGCAGUGUGCCGGUUACCUGUGGUGAUACCUAUUUGGUUCCUCGCUAUCAUAUUUCCUUUCUUUGGUCCCAUAAACUCGGCUGUAGGAUCUCUUCUGGUCAGCUUCACUGUCUACAUCAUCCCUGCCUUGGCUCAUAUGCUUACUUAUAAAUCCGCCUCUGCCCGACAGAAUGCAGCUGAGAAGCUUCCUUUCUUCCUCCCAAGCUGGACAGCAGUGUAUGCACUGAACACAUUUAUUGUCAUAUGGGUGUUUGUACUUGGCUUUGGAUUGGGAGGUUGGGCUAGUAUGACAAAUUUCAUCAAACAAGUCGAUACAUUCGGGCUCUUUGCCAAGUGCUACCAGUGUCCACCCUCACCUUCAACAAAACAUCACUGAAUUAAAACUUUGAUUCAAAUCUAAACCCUCUUUUUGUUUACAUUCCAACCACAGUGCAUUAUAUCAUCUUUUCUCUCUUGUAUCAUACGCUGGUAGGGAGGCAUGGACAUCUCCGGUAUAUUCAGUUUGCUAUAGUUUCCUCUCUCCUUGUUCUACCUUUCUCUACAAGUUAUCAGUUAUUGUUAAUGGUUGUAUUCCCUUAGUAUCUAUCUUUUGUCAAUGGAAGCAACAGCAAUCCUUUUAGGCUGGUAUUUCUUCACAUGGUUUGGACAUUGGCUAGCUGUCACAUGGUUUGUACAUUGGCUAGCUUCCCCAUUGAACCAUUUUGCAUGUUAGUUCAUAUCAAUACAAAUCAUAUAAUUACAAUAUAUAAUCUUACAUCUAAAUUCCUUUGACAAAUUCAUAUGUUUCAGCUGUUUAUGUUUUCUUUUUCACAUGAACCCACCACUAAAUUGUCCUCUAGUGUUACUCAAUUGAUCUAUUUUGGAAGUUUUUGAC